GGAAUUUGUGGCCAGAUACGGGAACUAUGUCUGUGACACCGGGACAAAGUCCCUGAGCAAUAUCGGAACUAAAUUAUACCGGGACAAAUUCCCUACAAUAUACGAGAUAGAUUCCCACACGUUUGAUAAUGAGAUGUAAAUUUUCUUUGGAGCUAAACAUCGUCUUUGUUCGCAAUUUGUAUUGAUCUUUUCACAUUUGAACAGCCGUGUGCUUUAAAAUGGACAAGGAUGGCAGGCAGACGGGUAUUUAUGCCGCUGAAAAAAUAUUAAAGAAACGCAGGCGAGAGGUAGAGACACAUGUUUUGUUGAUGAUUUGAAAUAUUGUUCAAUUCACUGUAAAUGAUUUACCGUUUGCUAUUCUUGAAAUACAUUCAUGCUGUUAUCUCUUGUAGAACAAAGUUGAGUUUUUAAUAAAGUGGAAAGGCUGGUCUGCUAAGUAAGGAUUUGAUUAGCUAAAAGUUUACAGCAAAAUAUUCGAGUGUUGAGACAUUUCUAAUGAUGUUUUCUACCAAUAGACAUAAUACGUGGGAGCCGAAAGAAAACGUCCUUGAUCCCCGAUUAUUGCUUGCCUUUGAAGAAGCGUAAGUACCUUAAUUUACAAUGGAGGCGACCAACUGUCGAUAUUUUGAAAAUAUACAAUAGUAUUAAAUAUCAGUGUGUGUUUUAGAAAUACUUGCAACAAAUGUCGCUGGAAAUAUAUAUACAACCAAUUUUUCUGUAAAGUAAACAGUCCAUUAUAACUGAUGGAAUUGUAAAAAAUUUAAAUGAAAUCUUGUACAUGAAAUAUAAUAUCAUUUAUAUGAAUAACAAAGACGUGACUGUGAUCAGGCUAUUGUGACCUAUUUGUGAGUAAAAACACAUCUUAGAAUGUAUUUUUUUGUCAAUUUGAGACACAUUUAGUCAUGUAGUCUGGCUUUGACAAUAUUUCAAUAGUCGUACAAAUACCUGCUUUCCAAUGCAUGGUUAUGAAAAUACUUUAAAGACACAGUUCAGCUGUUGAAUGAUGGUUUGUAAGGUGUAAUUAAGCAUAAUUCAAAAUCAGUGAACUCAAUCAAUGUUUUUAACAUUAAAAAUGUAAAAGCAUUGAGAUGACUGCUCUUGAAUUAUGCUUAAUUGAUUUUCCUAGUUAGUUUUUUCAAUUAAAAGGACUGUAAUGCGCCUUAAAAUCCAUCAUUCAAAAGGCUGAACUGUUUGAAAUUGGUGAUGUAAUAUUAAAAUGUCAGUCUUGAGAGUACAUGUUAUUGUAAAAUUUGGAUUGCAAAACAAAAUAUCAGUACAAGUAAAUAUGUUUUCCUCUUUAUUAUGUAAUCAUUGGCUGGAAUCUGUGCAUAGUGUUUAAAUAUAUUUUGAUCUCAUUUUUAUCAAGGCAUGAAAGAAAACGAAAACGUGGCUUUGCGAAAAAACCUCGAAGAUCUGAGGUAAAUCUGAGCAACAUAUUUUUCCCAUGUUUUGAUCAUAUUGAAGCCAAUAUUGAAUAUGGCUUGCAGGAAGUAGUCCGUUACAGGUGAUAGACUUCUAAGUGUUUUGCAAAAAUGCAUUGACUGACAGAUUCCCUGUCAGGCAAACUAGUGGAUAUUAAUAUUCUGUGCCUUUAUAAGCAAUGUGCAUUUUUAUACAACAAAGCCACCUUGAGAAAAUCUUUAUUGACCUACAGGUGCUUCUCACCUAACAGCAUUGCUGCCAUGUUGGAUGAAUGGGGGAUUUCAGCUACAGGUGAAAUUUUGAUCUAGACAAGAAGAAUGGAAUCCAUUACCUUGAGUAAACUGCAAAGUUUGGUUGUGAAUUGUUGUAAAUUGAGGGAAAUAUAGCCCUGUGAAGUUUGCAAAUUUUGUAUGUAUUAUUGCAUGGGAAAAAUAACUCUUUUUGAGCCAAAAGUGGUUAUUUUUACUGUGCGUAAUACAAAUAGAUACAAAAUGCAGGGCUCUAUUCUCUUCAUUUUAAAACAUUUAGCAACCAAUCUUUGAAGUUUUACUCAUUCUAAGACGCUCUUUCUAGCUGUGGUGUUGGAUUUCGUUCUUGCCGUGAUCAAAAUUUAGUUUACAGCUGGAAUCACCCAUUUGACAUAGUAUUUUGAGUGUUAUGUUAGGGGCUGGUUAUAUGAAAGCCAGAUAAUGUAGUUUAAUAGCAUUUCAAGCAUUUUUACAAUGGUUGAAAAAGCCACUAUAUCCAUUGGAUAGUGAUAUCCAGCCUUUCAAGCUUUCUGAAAUCAUUGAUUGGUAAAACCCAGAUUUAUCAUUUUAAAAGUCUCUUUAAUAAUUUAUUUAAAUUGUGAAGUCCAUAUUGGUAGGUGUAUAGAUUUUCAAACACAGAAUUGUACCUGGUAUAGAAGGGGAAAUGAAAUAGAAAUUAAUUUACUGUACUUUGUUUCUGGCUUAGGAACCAGGAGAAGUUGAUGAUGAAAUAAUGGAAGUUGAACAAGAAGAAGUUAACUCGUUAACCAGUGGUGAAACUGAUAAUGGUGGCGAAGAAAUCUCAACAACUGAUGUAGCUGGCCCAAGCAAUGUCGCUGCUGAGUCGAGCCAUGUUGCUGCUGGGUUGAGCAAUGUCACUGCUGGGUCGAGCCAUGUAGCUGCUGGAUCAAGCCAUGUCGCUGGGUCGAGCCAUGUUGCUGCUGGGUCGAGCCAUGUCGCUGCUGGGUCAAGCCAUGUCGCUGUGUCAAGCCAUAUUACUGCUGUCCCAAGUCUUGUUGCUGAUGGGCCAAGUCAUGUUGUUGCCAAGCCAGGUGAUGUUACUGGUGGCCACAAUGAUCAAAGUGAUGUUACUGCUGAUGCUAGUGGUGUUGCUGCUGAGGCAAGUCAUGCAUUUGAAAGUGGUGAAAAUACGAAGCAGAGGGAAGAAGAUAGCAGCAAACAACAACAAGAGACUGUGGAUGCAUCCAGUGUAGCUGAAGUUCCAUCAAAUCCUGAAACAACAGACAAUGCAGAAACACCAAGUGAACCAAGUUUGGAAAGUGUAAAACGUCCAAGUUUGGAAGCUAUACCAGAACGGAGUUGUAUCAGUUUAAAAGAACCUAUCGAAGAAGCAGUCUCAGAAGAAUUGCCCAAGGAUAUAUUUGAUAACUCAAGUGAAAACGAGUCUGUUGUUUCUGGCCCACCACAAACAUCACAUAUUGAGGAAAAGCCUGAUGAAGCCCCAGUCAAUCCAAUCCCUGUGCCCAUCUCUCUACCCAAGCCACAUGUGGAACAGAGUGCACCCCCUGUCAUAGCACCCCCUACCCUUUUCACACCUCAUGUGGAGCAGCAACCCACUGCCCCUAUACCCACCUUGGAUGUAGAACCUACAGCACCCCCUGAACCCACUCAGCAUGUUGAACACAAACCACCCCCGGCAAACAUCUCACAUGUGGAACAUAGACCACCCCAUGUACCUAGCAUUUCUGAGAAUAAGUUGACAAGAGUCAGCAAGGAUGGUGACAGUGUCGAUAAGAGGUUGGCUGAAGUGAGCGACUGCCCAAACCUGAGUCUCGUGGACAAGGUUGUAAUUACGGAUGUCACCACUGCUAAAGGCACAGUAACUGUCAAAGAAUGCACAACAGAUGAAGGAUUUUUUGCAAAUAAUGUUUCCCCUGAAGAAUCACAAACUGCUAAUGGAUCAUCUUUAACAUAGAUUGUUGAGAUAACUAAAUGCAAAUGUUAUAGAAUAUUUAUGAACAAAAAAUUUGAACAAUUGACUAGCAUAAUGUUAGCAUAGGAAAUGUAGUGUAGAAAUUUUUAUGUACAAAUAUAAAAUUCAAAUUGUGGGGUGUGUUAAUUCGUGUAAAUGGUUUUUUGUCCUAAACCUAACUUAUGGUACACACGUAAAAACGCACAAGUUGUUACAGGUCUGCAAACAAGUUGUUACGAACUUGUUCACAAGCUGUUGACAAGUUGUGUUCGCACUGCUUGUUCCCAGUUGUUGGAACAAGUUUGGAACAAGCUGUUAACAAC
This is a messenger RNA of Paramuricea clavata, 3926 nucleotides long. NCBI's taxonomy places the organism in Eukaryota, Metazoa, Cnidaria, Anthozoa, Malacalcyonacea, Plexauridae. The record is from the annotation of a GenBank genome assembly.